This is a messenger RNA of Adineta ricciae, 1419 nucleotides long. NCBI's taxonomy places the organism in Eukaryota, Metazoa, Rotifera, Eurotatoria, Adinetida, Adinetidae. The record is from the annotation of a GenBank genome assembly.
AUGCCAUCCGCAUUUGAUUUAAUUGAUUCAGGCAGUGGUAAUGGUGCACAGAUCGAUGAUACAAAAUAUGCAUCAUCACCAACGUCUUCAUCAUCACCAUCGUCCGUUGGUGGUGGCCCAUUCAGCACAUCAACCGCAUCUCGUAGUGGACCAUUGACAGAUCCAUCAUUUCCAUAUUUUCCACCACCAUUCAAUCCAGCAUUUGCUGCUCAAUUCGAUGUACAUGCCGCUGCUGCCGCAAAUGCCAUUGAACAUUAUCCAACGUUCAAUUAUGGAGCAGUAAAUGGUUCACCAUCGUCAUCUUAUGGAACUCCAUCAGGUAUUCAUCCUCAGCAUUCGACUUCGAGCAGUAUGCCAUUCAAUUCCUCAUCGUAUGAUCCAUAUGCAUCUGCCUAUGCACGUCAUCAUCAAUCGAUUCUUGAUGUUCAUCAUCAGCAAGCAGCAGCAGCAGAACUCUAUUCACGACAUUCUCAACAUCAUCAAACAUCUACUUCUUCAUUAGUUGAUCAUACAGCACGUAUCCUCAAUAAUGGAAAUGAUUUGCAAACGAGUGAUUCGCCUUAUCAUCGAUCGCCUACAACAGAUAGCCGACGCUCCGAUCCAUCUCGAGAUUCGAGUUCGUUUUCAUCAAUGUGUUCUGGCAAUGGAUCACUAUCACCCACAGAUCUUUUCUGUCAAGUACCUGGCCGCUUAGCACUAUUAAGUUCCUCAUCAAAAUAUCAUGUAACUGUCGGAGAGAUUCAACGACGUCUUGGUCCACCAGAAAAUCUCAAUGCAUCAUUACUUGGCGGUGUUUUGAGACGGGCAAAAUCAAAAAAUGGUGGUCGAGAUUUACGGAAUAAAUUAGAAAAGAUUGGUGUUAAUCUUCAAGCAGGUCGUCGUAAAACAUCAACGACUACUCUACUAACCUCUCUUGUCGAAGGAGAAGCACAUCAAUUAGCUGCCGAUUUUCGCACUGUAUGUGAAGCAGAAUUUCCUUUUGAAAUAACUGCCGAUUACAUCGCAAGACAUAAUUCCGAUCCUAAUGAAAUCAGUACACGUCGGAAUAUGAUCUUAGCUGCAAAACAACUAGUUCAAGAAUUUGGUGAUCUACUUAAACAAGAUCGUUCACCCGUUAAUAUUGCAUCAUCAUCAUCAUCUAACGGAAGUUCUUCAAACUCUCGACACACAUCCAGUUCAUCAUUGAUGUCUCAUCAUCGCCUCUCGACGCUUCCACCGACACUUGAUCCAUCCGUUCAACAUUCAUUAUCAAGAUUUUCAUUAAUCACUCAUGGUUUCGGUGCACCUGCUAUCGGCGCCGCCGUCGAUGUUUUCCACACAUUUCUAAGUGAAAUGCUGAAAAAUUACGAAAAGAACUAUCCGAUGUUCAUAGCUACAACGUCGGCGAAGAACGGUUGCAGUGGCAGUGACAUUGAUUAG